UUGACAAACAAAUUAAAUUAACUUUGUGUUUUGGAACUAAGAAUAACCAAGAAUUUAGUGGACAAAUAAGAUAAACACAAGUCAGAUGAAUUAAAUUAACAAGAAGACGUAGUGUUAUAGUAAAAAAGGACAUUUUUUAAAAAUGAUAAAUAAUCUGAAGCAAAGAUUAUCAACAGUUGACGAAAAGAUAAUAAUAGUGAAAUAAAAUAAGGAUCAAGACGAAAGAGAAGUGAUAAAAGGAAGAAAAAAAUUCCUGCAUAAAGACGACAGAAGGAAAAUUAAGACAAAACGACUAAUGUUAUAUGAAAUGAUGGGUCUUCAAGCAACAAUAAAAACGACAACAAAACGAAAAUAUGAGAUCGAGACGGAUUGUGAAGCAGAGAAGAAGGAAGCUUCACCACCAAAAAGCAUUAAAUUUUCAGAUCUAACGACAAAGGUUCUAUCACCAAUCAUAAAUAAUAGAAAUAAUGGAGUUAAUAAUAGCAAUGGAACGAUAGUUGUUAAAUCAAUAAAGUCAGACAUUAUACCACUUGAGAAUCAUCCGUGGCCUAAUGAGCCUAUUGUAGAUAGUAUAAGUAAAUUACAAGCAGUAACAGAAACAUGGAGUAAUAGUACACUUUCAACAAUUCCAUUCAAUUGUACAUCGAGUACGCUAACAUCACUAGCACAAACGGCUGAAAAUAUAACCCGCUCAACGCUAGCUACAACACUUCUAGAUGACGAUCUAUUGGACGAUGACGAAGAUGAUUUUCAGGAUGAUUUUGAUUUCGAUGACGAUGAGGAUGACGAUUUAUUACUAGAAGAUCAAACAAUUUUAUCAAAUCAAAGUCCAGCGAUUCGUUAUCCACCCCCAUCGCCAUUAAGACAAAAUUAUAUUCCUGCAUAUCCGAAACCGGGCUACACACCUGAAAAUUAUCAAAAUUGUUCUCGUACACCAACGACAGUAGUACAAUACAAUCAUUUACAACACCAACAACCGCAUUUAAGGCCAUCAUUUUUUCAUGGCACCAAUAAUGGUUCAAGUUGGAACUAUUACAAUCAACAUCAGCAUUAUGAUCCUAUCACACAUCAACAACAUCAACAACAACAACAACAACAGCAGCAGCAGCAACAACAGACACAAACGAUUCGUUGUGCUGAAAAUGGAAAAUCAUAUUUCGAACUGGGAAGUUCAAAUUACUGUGGUCCUAAUCGACUGUGUAUUGCAAAUAAUGGAAUUGGUAUGAUGAAGAAUUGUUGUGAGGGAAGGAAUAAUUUAUGGUGCACAACAAAGCAAUGUUAUAAGGAGAAACGAUUGAAAAUGAUGAACCUCUCAAUGUUCAAAUUAGCGAGAUUUAGACAGGCAUCUGAUCAAUCCCUAUAUCGAUCAGUAUUAAUAUGUAACACAUUAAAAUCAUUAGAAAAAGAGAUAGAGAUAGAGAAUCAAAUUUAUCACCAACGAAUGUCUCAGCAUCGACAUGCACUUCAGCAGAAUCAAUCAAGUAUUGAGUUUUUGCAGUCAUUUCCACCGUCUAGGCAACAACAAAACUUAUUACCAGAAUCUAAUAAGCAACAGCAGCAGCAACAAACUAAUAGUAAUAACAAUACUAAUCUUAACAAUGAAAGCAGUAUGAUAAAUUGUAAUACUAAUUCUAAUAAUAAUAAUAAUUUAAGUACAUGUAACGCCAGUUUUUCACAACCAUACAUAAAUAAUUGCAUAAUUAAUCGAAUCCCAUCAUUUAAUGAUCCGAUGCCAAUUUAUGAGCAUCAUCCUCUAAAAGACCCAUCUUCAGGACGUGCUACACCGUUUCCAUUACCAUCGCCAGUAAUCUCACAAUUGGCAUCAAAUAGUACAAAUGAUGCUGACUCUGCAUUUGGGGAUGUUGAUGAUGUCGAUAGUAGUAGCACACGUUCAAUUGAUUGGGGUUCUGUAUUGAGUCUCUCAUCUCAAUCUGCACUUGAUCCAUUAAGCAAUAAUGACAUUUUCACAUCCACAACACCAACGUCUCUAACACAAACGUCAAGUCAAACAUCUAAUACAAUAACAAACUUACAAGUAACUAUUUCAAAUAGUAAUAGUAACAAUUCCUCAACAUUAUUGAGCAAUAAUGGUAGCAUCACUUCUACCGUUCCUAGUUCGACAACUGGUCCUAUUUCUUCAACACUAAUUACCACUCUCACUACAGUCAGUUCAUGUUCUCUCGAAUCCCUUACAGCAUCAUCGAUAUCCGUUAGUCAGAGUGUCUCAAAUUCCAAUUGGGAUUUUCCAUACCUCGAAACUGACUCAUCGAGUAAUUCUGAUUAUUAUGAACUAAAUUGCUAUAAACUCUCAUCCGCCCUCAAUCAAAUGGAUGAUUUUGUCAAGUCUGAUCAAUUAAUGGCAACCCCUGUAAGUUCUGUAUCUCCUACAGCAAGCGAUCAAUUGGGAACUCACAUAAUGGUUGGCAGUUAAUUCUAAUUUUGUGAUUUAUAUUUG
Messenger RNA from Chironomus riparius, 2455 nucleotides. NCBI's taxonomy places the organism in Eukaryota, Metazoa, Arthropoda, Insecta, Diptera, Chironomidae. The record is from the annotation of a GenBank genome assembly.